This is a messenger RNA of Triplophysa rosa, 978 nucleotides long. RefSeq names its product integrin alpha-3-like. Gene Ontology annotation, cellular component: external side of plasma membrane; integrin complex. The record is from RefSeq and is a predicted model, not a curated record. Gene Ontology annotation, molecular function: integrin binding. Bases 1 to 765 code for a protein of 254 amino acids. Lineage: Eukaryota; Metazoa; Chordata; Actinopteri; Cypriniformes; Nemacheilidae. Gene Ontology annotation, biological process: cell-matrix adhesion; leukocyte migration; cell-cell adhesion. The transcript is spliced from 6 exons.
AUGAAACGAAAGGUUUGGUCUGUGUUGCAGGUGCGUGUGUUAGGAGAGCCGCUGGGAGAUAUGGGAACUCUGAUUAUUGAUUUUGAAUGGCCGUUUGAGGUAACCAAUGGGAAAUGGCUGCUGUAUCUCACAGAGAUAGUCAUCAAAGGAACAUCAGAGUCACGCUGCGUCCCGUCGGGCGAUAUUGUCAACCCUCGCAACCUCACACUGUCAGAUGAAGGUGCUAAGCGACUCAAAAGAGACGCGGACACCAGUUUCCCUUACGCGGAAGCUGCCAUUACAGUUCUGACACCUCGCAAAGUGACUCAUUUACUGGAGUGUUCAAAGCAAACGGCUCGCUGUGUGACGUUCUCCUGCCCGCUGCGGAACAUGUCGACCCACAGCGAGAUCAAAGUCCGCUCUCGUGUGUGGAACAGCACCAUGCUGGAGGAUUAUGGCAACGCCUUACGAGUGCAGGUACGAGGCCAGGCGACGCUGAGACUGCUGACUGAUAAACCCGCCAUCAAAAUGGAGAGUCAGACCAGAGAGUUUCAAGUGAACAUUGAUCCGGUUCUGGGAGAGGAGACGCCGUAUGAAGUUCCUCUGUGGAUCAUCAUUGUUGCAGCGAUUGCUGGAAUAGUGUUAUUAGGCAUCAUCAGUUCAAUUCUGUGGAAGUGCGGGUUCUUCAGACGAGCCAGCAGGAGAGAGAUGUACGAGGCAAAAUCCCAGAAGGCUGAGAUGAAGAUCCAGCCCUCUGAGACAGAGAGGCUAACGGAGGAAUACUGAGACAUCACGCUGGCCUCCGGCAGCACCGUUAGGGCCCGUCGGUAAAACACACUGACUUCCUGUCUUCUCUCGACAAACCUGAGCUUCAAUAAUCUCCUGCAUCUCUUCAUUCCUCUCACAGAGACAGCGUGUUCUGUCACACUUACUACUACUAACCCUAACCUCUUUCCUUUUUCAUGUUUCCAUUUAAGGGACGGUUCACCACAAAAUGGA